AGAUCGAUAGAUCUGAAAAAACUCAGAUCGUUGUGAAUGCGUUAGUCGCUGCACAGCGGUAUGGGCUAAGAAACAAAUAAUAGGGAGUUUUAGUAAGUGCACGAUAGUGGUUCCAAAAGCACGAUAAUCGAAUCGCGUUAUCCCUUUCGAGUGACCCAUUACUGACUCAUUACUGACCUUGUGUUUGACAGCGUCCUUUACUGUGUGCGCAGAGUGCUUUUGAUCUACUAAAGCUCGCUAAUAAUGUACUGGGUGCUUCACAACAACUACAAUUAUAAGCGAAGGCAUCACGAUUAUCGAGUCGGCGGCAGGAAAGCCUCCUCUCAUCAAAGGUGGAACAGAGCGGAACUGACGUCAUAGCUUCCCCGGACCAACAAUGGGUGCCGAAAGUUGUAUACAAAGCUAUUCAUUACAGGUGAAGACACGAAUUCAUCUCUUUGGUAUUGGUAAGUUCCACCUGGUGUCCCGGACUGGACGCGUGGAAAAAAGCGUGGAAGCCCAUCGCGGUGCUGUCCUCUCCGGAGAGUGGAGUCCAGACGCUACAGCCCUGCUUACAGCCGGCGAAGAUGGACAUAUCAAAAUAUGGUCUCGGAACGGAAUGCUGCGCUCAACUCUAGCGACAAAUUCUCAGCCUGUCUACUGCGCCGUCUGGGGUCCCAACUCGAAGGAGGUCCUGUACGCGCUGGGCCACCACUUAGUGACCAAACCUCUGCAGCCCAACUCGAAACCCGUUCAGUGGAAAGCUCACGAGGCCCUCGUUCUUUGCAUUGCGUGGAAUAUCAAUAGUAACCUAAUUCUUUCGGGUGCUGAAGACUGCAAGUACAAGCUGUGGGACACCUUUGGUCACGCGUUGUACUCGAGUUCUCCUAACGACUACCCGGUCACCUCAGUGGCCUGGACACCCGACGGAGAUCUCUUCGCUGUGGGUUCCUACAACUCCCUUCGCUUGUGCGACAAGACGGGCUGGUCGUACUCGCUGGAUAAGCCCGAUACGCAAAGCAUCUACUCCCUUGAAUGGUCCAGUGACGGAACUCAAGUGGUGGGAGCAUGCGGAAAUGGACACGUCAUUUUCGCUCACAUCGUUGACAGAAAGCUCGAAUGGAAGCACUUCGAAGUGUCCACGGAGGGACGCAAGACGAUGUCCGUCAAAAAUGUCCUCACUGACGUAGUGGAGCGCCUGGACUUCCCGGAGAGCAUCAUCAAGAUGUCUUUCAUGUUCAACCAUCUCGUUGUGGUGACCUCGUGUAAAUGUUACUGCUACAGUACGAAUAACUGGAAUACGCCUCAAGUGUUCGAGUUGAAAGAGGGUAGCAUUGGUCUCGUCGUACAAGCGGAAAAGUACUUUGUGUUGGUUGAAAAGUGCGGAGCUUACCUGUACACCUACGACGGGAAGCUGGUGUUUAGUCCCAAAUGGGCCGCCAUGAGACCCGAUAUGCUUAACAGGUUUACCGUCGCUCUCAGCAACUACCUGCUCGCCAUUCGAGACAAGGCUGACGAGAAAGCUAUUCACGUGUUCGACAUCCAGACGGGAAAACCGGCCGGAGACGGAAAACCCUUCGUGCACAAAUUGGAAGUGACAGAAAUCAAUUUAGACCAGUGUGCUCCCUCAGCGGUACGCAAAUUAGCCCUAAUCGACAAGAACAAGGAUCUGUACCUAGUCAAUCUCUGCGACAACAAAGGAACCAGGGCAGUUAAACUAGGUACAAUGGUGAGCUCGUGUUUCUGGAACGACACGACUAGUAUUCUGGCUGCACUACAAGAUGGAAAAGUGACGGUGUGGAACCAUCCUGCAGUUGCUUGGAUAGAUCGACAGAUGUUACAGCAAACUACCACGGAAAAGGAGAUGAGUGACCUGGGUUACAGUAACCCUCACAUCCAGAGCUUCGUGGGCACCAAUAUCCUGAUCCGUCGCACUGACGGUUCUCUGGUGACUGUUACCAUUCCUCCGUACGCCUCUAUUUUGCAUGGCUACGUCAAUGCUCGCAGAUGGGACGAUGCUCUACGUCUGUGUACAUUUGUCAAGGUGUCGUCUUUGUGGGGUUGCCUGGCUGCUAUGGCCCUGAGCGCUCGAGAGCUGGACACGGCGGAAGCUGCUUAUUCAGCCUUAGACGAAGCUGACAAGGUGUUCUACAUCCAACACAUAAAGUCCCUAUCUUCGGUGAAAGAAGUGCAACUCGCUCAUAUGGCCCUCAUCGCUGGUAACCAGAAGGACGCAGAAAACAUCCUCAUUCAAUCCAAGCUCUGGUUCCGAGCUAUCAUGCUCAAUAUCCAGUUGCACAACUGGGAAAGGGCCCUGAGCCUAGCCAUAAAGCAGAACACGCACAUAGACACGGUCAUAGCGCAUCGUAACAAAUACUUGGAGAGACUCGGGAAGCAAGAAAAGAAUCCUCUCUUUGAGAAAUACGCUAAGAAGGUGGAAAUUGACUGGGAAAAAAUCAACGCGUCCAUAGCAGACGAGUACGAAACGGAAAAGGCGAGGUAGUCACCGACCAAAUCAUAACCGGUUGCGUCCCAAAGUGUCUCUCUCCAUAUUUUCUUCAAUAAACGCACGGAUUCCUUACAAGA
Molecule: messenger RNA, 2565 nt
Organism: Ornithodoros turicata
Lineage: Eukaryota; Metazoa; Arthropoda; Arachnida; Ixodida; Argasidae
Gene: Oseg5
Product: intraflagellar transport protein 80 homolog
Exons: 18
Coding region: 377-2482 (701 amino acids)
Biological process (GO): cilium assembly
Cellular component (GO): centrosome; cilium; intraciliary transport particle B
Molecular function (GO): protein binding
Source: RefSeq, a predicted model, not a curated record